GCGCCGGCCGCUUUCCUCCCGCGAGACUGCCAGCCGGGACAGGGUGAGGGCUGGGGCCUGUGGUGCAUUGUGGGAAAGCGUCCAGUGUGGGCUUUGUUUCUAGACCUGGAGCCGCGCUCGGUCUCCUGGGGCGCUUCCCGUGCCCCGCGGUCCUGGGUACCCUGAGGCGCUCCCCCUCCCUCCUUCGUUUGUCGUCAGGUGCGGGCGCCGAGCCGACGCCGCCAGCAUGUCUGGGGUGCGCGCUGUGCGGAUCAGCAUCGAGUCGGCCUGCGAGAAGCAGGUCCAGGAGGUGGGCCUGGACGGCACCGAGACGUACCUGCAGCCUCUGUCAAUGUCUCAGAACCUGGCGCGCCUGGCUCAGCGGAUCGACUUCAGCCAGGGCUCCGGCUCCGAGGAGGAGGAGGCGGCCGGCGCCGAGGGCGACGCGCAGGAUUGGGCGGGCGCGGGGUCCAGCGCUGACCAGGACGACGAGGAAGGAUUGGUGAAAUUUCAACCCUCCCUUUGGCCUUGGGAUUCAGUGAGGAACAAUUUGAGAAGUGCCCUGACAGAGAUGUGUGUUCUCUAUGAUGUUCUUAGUAUUGUUAGGGAUAAAAAAUUUAUGACUCUUGAUCCUGUCUCUCAGGAUGCACUUCCUCCAAAACAGAAUCCUCAGACGUUGCAGUUAAUAUCUAAAAAGAAGUCACUUGCUGGAGCAGCACAGAUCCUACUGAAGGGGGCAGAGAGACUGACAAAAUCAGUCACUGAAAACCAGGAAAAUAAGCUACAAAGAGACUUCAACUCUGAGCUUUUGAGAUUGAGGCAACACUGGAAGCUUAGAAAAGUUGGAGAUAAAAUUCUUGGAGAUCUGAGCUACAGAAGUGCAGGGUCUCUGUUUCCCCAUCAUGGUACAUUUGAAGUAAUAAAGAAUACAGAUAUUGAUCUAGACAAGAAGAUACCUGAAGAUUACUGUCCCCUUGAUGUCCAGAUUCCUAGUGAUUUAGAAGGGUCUGCAUAUAUCAGGGUUUCAAUUCAAAAACAGGCUCCAGACAUAGGUGACCUUGGCACAGUUAACCUCUUCAAACGACCUUUGCCUAAAUCCAAACCAGGUUCUCCACAUUGGCAGACAAAAUUAGAAGCAGCACAAAAUGUUCUCUUAUGUAAAGAAAUUUUUGCACAGCUCUCCCGGGAAGCUGUUCAAAUUAAAUCACAGAUCCCUCACAUUGUGGUGAAAAAUCAGAUUAUCUCUCAGCCCUUCCCAAGCUUGCAGUUAUCUAUUUCUUUGUGCCAUUCUUCAAAUGAUAAGAAAUCCCCAAAAUCUGCUACUGAGAAGCAAAGUCCAGAGGACCAUCUUUACGUUCUAGAGCAUAAUUUGCAUCUACUGAUUAGAGAGUUUCAUAAACAGACCUUGAGUUCCAUUAUGAUGCCACAUCCAGCAAGUGCACCUUUCGGCCACAAGAGAAUGCGACUUUCUGGUCCUCAAGCUUUUGAUAAAAAUGAAAUUAAUUCAAUACAGUCAAGUGAAGGGCUUCUGGAAAAAAUAAUUAAACAAGCAAAGCAUAUAUUUCUGAGGAGUAGGACUGCUGCAACCAUUGACAGCUUAGCAAGUCGCAUUGAAGAUCCUCAGAUACAGGCUCAUUGGUCAAAUAUUAAUGAUGUUUAUGAAUCUAGUGUGAAAGUCUUAAUCACAUCGCAAGGCUAUGAACAGAUAUGCAAGUCCAUUCAGCUGCAGUUGAAUAUUGGAGUUGAGCAGAUCCGGGUCGUGCACAGAGAUGGGAGGGUGAUCACACUGUCUCAUGAGGGCCAGGAGCUUCAGGACUUCCUUCUGUCUCAGAUGUCACAGCAUCAGGUGCACGCAGUUCAGCAGCUAGCCAAGGUUAUGGGCUGGCAGGUCCUGAGCUUCAGUAAUCACGUAGGACUGGGGCCUGUAGAGAGCAUUGGCAAUGCCUCUGCCAUAACUGUGGCCUCCCCGAACGGUGACUAUGCUAUCUCAGUUCGUAAUGGCCCUGAAAGUGGCAGCAAGAUUAUGGUUCAGUUUCCCCGUAAUCAGUGUAAAGACCUUCCAAAAAGUGAUGUUUUACAAGAUAGCAAGUGGAAUCAUCUUCGUGGGCCAUUCAAAGAAGUUCAGUGGAAUAAAAUGGAAGGCCGAAACUUUGUUUAUAAAAUGGAGCUGCUUAUGUCUGCACUUAGUCCUUGUCUACUGUGAUUUUUUUUCUGGACAAGUUUCCAGAUUUUUUUUCCCCAGAGAAGUUUCCAGAAACUUUCAGGAAUGUUUGCAGAUCAACAAUAAGCACAAAGAAGAGGAAUCUUCUAAAGGAAUAUUGUUUUUAAAAAGUAAUAAUUAGCAAAUGUUUACUUAGCAUUUUGAAACCUUUCACUUUAUAAGUGACAAGUGCUUUAAAAUGCAAAAGUUUAUGUACAGUUAUAGGGUAUACAAACAUGGAGAGAUGUACUUUUUUUAUGCAGUUGACUUGAAAUAUUACUUACAUGGAUUGACAUUAGCUUUUUAAAAUAUCCCUUUGAUGUUGACAUCAAAUAAAGAUUAUGGUUAAAAAUUCCA
This is a messenger RNA of Bubalus bubalis (water buffalo), 2536 nucleotides long. It is a transcript of the gene MED17, whose product is annotated as mediator complex subunit 17. The record is from RefSeq and is a predicted model, not a curated record. NCBI's taxonomy places the organism in Eukaryota, Metazoa, Chordata, Mammalia, Artiodactyla, Bovidae. Gene Ontology annotation, molecular function: transcription coregulator activity. Bases 227 to 2182 code for a protein of 651 amino acids. The transcript has 12 exons. Gene Ontology annotation, cellular component: core mediator complex; mediator complex. Gene Ontology annotation, biological process: regulation of transcription by RNA polymerase II.